AGGCAAGCGGACUUCAUCCCAAGCGACAGAAUCCAUUCCAGCCUCUGACGGCCAUUUUGACGCGCGUGUUGUGGACAUGGCGGACUCGGCAGCGGCGGACGACAGCAAGUUCCUGUUCCUGCAGAGCGAUUUCCGCAACAGCGGUGUGGCGCAGGCCGACUGGGCGGCCAAGAAGAUGGUGUGGGUGCCGUCCGAGAAGGAAGGCUUUGAGGCCGCCAGCAUCAAGGAGGAGAAGGGCGAUGAGGUGCUGGUGGAGUUGUCCAACGGGCGCAAGGCGACGGUGAACAAGGAGGACAUCCAAAAGAUGAACCCGCCCAAGUUCAACAAGGUGGAGGACAUGGCUGCCCUCACCUUCCUCAACGAGGCCUCCGUCCUGCAGAACCUGCGAGAGAGAUAUUUCUCCAGCCUUAUCUACACGUACUCGGGCCUCUUCUGCGUGGUGGUCAACCCGUACAAGAUGUUGCCCAUUUACUCGGAGAAGAUCAUCAACAUGUACAAGGGCAAAAAGCGUCACGAGGUGCCACCGCACAUCUACUCCAUCACCGACAAUGCCUACAGGAACAUGAUGCAAGAACGUGAGGAUCAGUCCAUCCUCUGCACCGGAGAGUCCGGAGCAGGCAAGACGGAAAACACAAAGAAGGUGAUCCAGUACCUGGCCAUCGUGGCCUCCUCACACAAAGUCAAAAAGGAAGCAAAUCCUCCGGCACAACAGCAAACACAACAACAAGCACAAGGAUCGCUGGCUUACGGGGAGCUGGAGAAGCAGCUGCUGCAGGCGAACCCCGUCCUGGAGGCCUUCGGCAACGCCAAGACCAUCAAGAACGACAACUCGUCACGAUUUGGAAAGUUCAUCAAGCUCAACUUUGACGUGACCGGCUUUCUGGUCAGCGCAAACAUUGACACGUACCUUCUGGAAAAGUCUCGUUGUAUCCGUCAGGGCAACACAGAGCGAGCCUUCCACAUCUUCUACUACAUGGUGGCCGGAGCCAAAGACAAAUUGAGAGAGGAGCUUCUUCUUGAGGGCUUCAGCAGUUAUCGUUUCUUGGUGGCGGGACACGUGGAGGUUCCCGGCAUCGAGGACGAUGAGCUAUUUGUCGAGACUUUGGAGGCCAUGGCGAUCAUGGGCUUCACAGAGGAAGAGAGAAUAGGGAUGUUGAAAGUGGUCUCCACGGUUCUCCAGCUGGGCAACGUCAAGUUUGAGAAGGAGCGAAACACGGAGCAGGCCACUAUGCCGGACAACACAGCUGCCCAGAAGGUGUGCCACUUGCAAGGCAUCAAUGUGACUGACUUCACAAGGGCCUUCCUGACACCCAGAAUCAAAGUGGGGCGCGAAGUGGUUCAGAAGGCUCAGACCAAGCAGCAGGCCGACUUUUCGGUGGAGGCGCUGGCCAAAGCCAUGUACGAGCGUCUUUUUCGCUGGAUCCUGGCCAGAGUCAACAAGACCCUGGACAAGAGCAAGAGGCAGUCUUCGUCCUUCCUGGGGAUCUUGGACAUUGCCGGAUUUGAGAUUUUCGAGGACAACUCCUAUGAGCAGCUGUGCAUCAAUUACACCAACGAGCGUCUGCAGCAGCUCUUCAACCACACCAUGUUCGUUUUGGAGCAGGAAGAGUACAAGCGGGAGGGCAUCGAUUGGAACUUCAUCGAUUUCGGCUUGGACCUGCAGCCCUGCAUCGAGCUCAUCGAGAGAGGGAACAACCCACCGGGCAUCUUGGCCCUGCUGGAUGAAGAGUGCUGGUUCCCUAAAGCCACGGACGUCUCCUUUGUGGAUAAGCUGAUGAACACGCACGCCAACCAUGUGAAGUUCGCCAAACCCAAACAGCACAAAGACAAGCUGAUGUUCACCGUUGUGCACUACGCUGGGAAGGUGGACUACAAUGCAGCCAGCUGGCUGACCAAGAACAUGGACCCCCUGAACGACAACGUGACCACCCUUCUCAGCAACUCCUCCAGCAACUUCAUCCAGGAGCUGUGGAAGGACGCGGAUCGAGUGGUGGGCCUGGAGACCAUAACCAAGAUGUCGGAGAGCGCCGCGCCCACCUCCACUAAGUCCAAAAAGGGAAUGUUUCGUACGGUGGGCCAGCUGUAUAAGGAGUCCCUGGGGAAGCUGAUGACUACGCUGCACAACACACAACCGAAUUUCGUCCGCUGCAUCAUCCCCAACCACGAGAAGAGGGCAGGAAAGAUGGAUGCCAACCUGGUUCUGGAGCAGCUGAGGUGUAACGGUGUGCUGGAGGGGAUCAGAAUCUGCAGGCAGGGAUUCCCAAACCGCAUCAUAUUCCAGGAGUUCAGGCAAAGGUACGAGAUCCUGGCGGCCAACGCCAUCCCGAAGGGCUUCAUGGAUGGGAAGCAGGCAUGCAGCUUGAUGAUCAAGCAUUUGGACCUGGACCCUAACCUGUAUCGCAUCGGCCAGAGUAAGAUGUUCUUCAGGACGGGGGUGUUGGCUCAGCUGGAGGAAGAGCGAGACCUCAAGCUCACCGUGAUCAUCAUCUCCUUCCAGGCACAAGCCCGAGGCUUCCUGGCCCGCAAGGCAUUCAGCAAACGUCAGCAACAGCUUACUGCCAUGAAGGUGAUCCAGAGGAACUGUGCUUGCUACCUCAAACUCAAGAAUUGGCAGUGGUGGAGGCUCUUCACCAAGGUGAAGCCCCUGCUGCAGGUCACCCGCCAAGAGGAAGAAAUGGGCCAGAAGGACGAGGAACUCAAGGCGGCGAAGGAACUGGCAGCCAAAAAGGAGGCGGAACUCAAGGAGAUCACCCAGAAACAUACGCAGCUGAUGGAAGAACGAGCUCAGUUGGAGAGCAAACUCCACGCCGAGACCGAGCUGUACGCUGAGGCCGAGGAGAUGCGGGUGCGCCUGGAGGCCAAGAAGCAGGAGCUGGAGGAGGUCCUCCACGAGAUGGAGUCCAGGCUGGAAGAGGAGGAGGAGCGCUCCACCUCCCUGCAGCAGGAGAAGAAGGACAUGGAACAGCAGCUGCAGGCGAUGGAGGCCCAUUUGGUAGAGGAAGAAGACGCUCGUCAGAAGCUGCAGCUGGAGAAAGUUGCCGUGGAAGGAAAGGUGAAGAAACUGGAAGAGGAUGUUCUGUUCAUGGAGGACCAGAAUAACAAACUGCAAAAGGAGCGAAAGCUUCUGGAGGAGAGGAUGGCGGACUUAAACUCCAACCUGGCCGAGGAGGAAGAGAAGUCAAAGAACUUGACCAAGCUGAAGGCCAAGCAUGAGUCGAUGAUCUCCGACUUGGAAGUACGUUAUAAAAAGGAGGAGAAGGGUCGCCUGGACAUGGAGAAGGCCAAAAGGAAGUUGGAAGCUGAACUGGCCGAGCUCCAUGAGCAGCUGGCCGACCUCCAGGCGCAACUGGCUGAGCUCCGAGCGCAACUUGCCGCCAAGGAAGAUGAACUGCAGGCAACGCAGGCGCGUUUGGACGAGGAGACCAACCAGCAUGGCCUGGCUGUCAAGAAAGUUCGGGAACUGGAGACCCUACUGUCCGAGCUCCAGGAGGACCUGGAGGCCGAGAGGGGGGCCCGAGCCAAGGUGGAGGUGGCCAGACGGGACCUCGGAGAGGAGCUCAACGCACUGCGCUCGGAACUGGAGGACAGCCUGGACACCACUGCAGCACAGCAGGAGCUACGGGCAAAGCGUGAGCAGGAAGUGGCUAUGCUGAAGAAGGCCAUGGAAGAGGAGGGCCGCAGUCACGAGGCCCAAAUCCAGGACCUGAGGCAGAAGCACAGCCAGGUGGUGGAGGAACUCUCUGAGCAGCUGGAACAAGCCAAGAGGGUUCGAGCAGGUCUGGAGAAAUCCAAGCAGGCCCUGGAGAAGGAGUCUGCGGAUCUGAGUGCCGAUUUACGCGCUUUGGCUGCCGCCAAGCAGGACGUAGAGCACAAGAAGAAGAAAGUGGAUGCUCAGCUGAACGACGUCAACGCUCGCUUCAACGAGAGCGAGAGGCAGAGGAACGAACUUGGGGAGAAAGUUUCCAAGAUGACCGUGGAGGUGGAAAACAUGAGCAGUCUUCUCAAUGAAGCGGAGGGAAAGAGCAUCAAGCUGAGUAAAGAUAUUUCCGGGCUGUCCUCGCAGCUCCAGGCCACUCAGGAGCUACUGGCCGAGGAGACGCGUCAGAAGCUGAACGUGGCGGGACGUCUGCGGCAGAUGGAAGAUGACCGCAUCAAUUUGACGGAAAUGCUGGAGGAGGAAAGCGAGGCCAAGCGGGUCUUGGAGAGGCAGGUGUCCAGCCUCAACAUGCAGCUGUCUGACUGCAAAAAGAAGCUGGACGAGUCCCUGGGCACAGUGGAGCUGCUGGAGGAAGGUAAGAAGCGUCUUCUGCGAGACAUGGAGGCGGCCAACAAUGAUUACGAAGAGAAGGCCUCGGCCUACGACAAGCUGGACAAGAGCCGCAGCAGAGUGCAGCAGGAGCUGGAGGACGUCCUCAUGGACCUGGACAGCCAGAGGCAGCUUGUCUCCAACCUGGAGAAGAAGCAGAAGAAGUUUGACCAGAUGCUGGCCGAGGAGCGAGCGGUGUCCUCCAAGUUUGCAGAGGAGCGAGACCGAGCCGAGGCAGAGGCCAGGGAGAAGGAGACCAAAGUAUUGGCUCUGUCCAGAGCCCUGGAGGAGAACCGGGACGCUCUGGAGGAUGCGGAAAAGACCAACAAAAGCCUCCGAGCCGAGAUGGAGGACCUCAUCAGCUCCAAGGAUGAUGUGGGACGAAGCGUGCACGACUUGGAGAAGGCCAAGCGUGGCCUUGAGGCCGUGGUGGAGGAGAUGAAAGCCCACAUGGAAGAGCUGGAAGACGAGCUGCAGGUGGCCGAGGACGCCAAGCUUCGUCUGGAGGUCAACGGUCAAGCCCUCAAAACCCAGCACGAGAGGGACCUGCAGGCCCGCGAGGAGGCCGGCGAGGAAAAGAGGAAGCAGCUCCUCAAGCAGGUACGCGAGCUGGAGUCAGAGCUGGAGGAGGAAAAGAAGCAGCGUGCUCAGGUGUCGGCCGGCAAGAAGAAGCUGGAAGGCGAACUGAAGGACACUGAGGACCAGCUGGAGACCACCAACCGGGCGCGCGACGAGGCGAUCAAGCAGCUGCGCAAGAUCCAGGGCCAGGUGAAAGAUCUCCAACGGGAGCUAGAGGACUCUCGCGCCGCCCAGAAGGAAGUCCUCACCUCAGCCAGGGAGGCCGAGCGCAAGACCAAAGUCAUGGAGGCUGACGUGGUGCAGCUCCAUGAGAUGCUGGCGGCGGCCGAGCGAGCUCGAAAGCAGGCGGAGGCCGAGCGAGACGAGCUGGCUGAGGAGCUCGCCACCAAUUCCUCCGGAAAGACCAUGUUGUCUGAUGAGAAACGCCGCCUAGACGCUAAGAUCAGCCAUCUGGAGGAAGAACUGGAGGAGGAGCAGACCAACAUGAUCAACCUCAACGAGCGUUUGAGAAAGAGCCAGCAGCAGGUGGAGCAGCUGAGCACCGAGCUGACAACGGAGCGAGCGUCUUCGCAGGCCAAGGAAGCGGCUAGGCAGCAGCUGGACAAGCAGAACCGGGAGCUCAAGGCCAAAGUUCAGGAGAUGGAAGGCCAGGGCCGAUCCAAGCUCAAAUCGUCCGUCACCACCCUGGAGAACAAAGUCAGGGAGCUGGAGGAGAAGAUGGAGGUGGAAAGCAGGGAGCGUCAGGCCGCUGUCAAGAACUUACGUCAGAAGGAGAAGAAGCUGAAGGACUUAAGCACCCAGAUGGAGGACGAGAGGAAGCAGGCGCAGCAGUUCAAAGAUCAGGCCGAGAAAGGCAACGUGCGCGUCAAGCAGCUGAAGCUUCAGCUGGAGGAGGCGGAGGAGGAAGCGCAGCGCAUGGCCGCCGCCCGCAGGAAGCUGCAGAGGGAGCUGGAUGAGGCGGCCGAGGCCAAUGAUGCCCUCAACAGGGAGGUCGCCGCGCUCAAAAGCAAACUCAGGCGUGGCGGCGAGGCCAGUUUCAGCAGCUCCAGCCCCCGCGCUAGCGGCAGCAGCGGCCUGAGCGGAAACUCCAUGAGGAGCUUGGGGGCGUUGACGGGAGGAAAUGUCGGCCGCAGGAGGAGCAGCAUCCUGGAAAACUCGGCGGAGAUCCCCGAGGAAGAUGAGGAGGAAGAGAAAGCUCGCUCGCCAUCUCCCGCCGCACGAAGCUCCCCGCCUGAGGAUUCCCGCGAGGAGCUCGGCCAAUGCGACCCCGACGCGUAAUCGCCACGAGUGGGAUCGCCACCUGUUGCUUUGCCACGCACUUCACCUGUCACACUCAAAAGAGCAGCAGAUCGUGCAACACUUUCCACAACUAGACUCUAUAUAUUACUUUGCCACAAAAAAAUCUAAUGCAAUGUUUGG
Syngnathus acus (greater pipefish) is the source of this 6304-nucleotide messenger RNA. Its product is annotated as myosin-11-like. Gene Ontology annotation, molecular function: ATP binding; actin filament binding; cytoskeletal motor activity. The transcript is spliced from 42 exons. NCBI's taxonomy places the organism in Eukaryota, Metazoa, Chordata, Actinopteri, Syngnathiformes, Syngnathidae. Gene Ontology annotation, cellular component: myosin complex. Bases 77 to 6163 code for a protein of 2028 amino acids. The record is from RefSeq and is a predicted model, not a curated record.